This is a messenger RNA of Anolis sagrei ordinatus, 759 nucleotides long. NCBI's taxonomy places the organism in Eukaryota, Metazoa, Chordata, Lepidosauria, Squamata, Anolidae. The record is from RefSeq and is a predicted model, not a curated record.
AUGACGGGGCGGAGGCCAGCUCAUCUUCGGAUGAUGAGGUGUAAGCUGGUUUCUGCCACUGAUGAGAACAUCAUAGACAAACGUAUUCUAUCAAUGAAAAAGAAAGAAUUACAUUUAGAACAAGAUGAAGUGAACAAGUUGAUUGAUGAAUUGCAGGCAGCCGUAAAGAGCUACAAAGGUCACCUCUCAAAACUUCUCCCUCAGUUACGAGCUGAACAAGAGCAAUGCACUUCAUAUGUCUACCAGCACAUUAAAGAACUUCCUGCAAACACACUUCUCUCACAAGGUCUGCAGCUAAAGGUUUAUAAAAAUGGCAAAGAUACUGGGGAAACUAUUGUUCACAUCAGUAGAAAAGAGAUGGAAAGAACCAGUAAUUGUGGGAAUCAACUCAGUGUUAUGCUAGAGAAGGUACAGCACAUAAUUCACCGAAGGCUCCAAUGUUCAGCAGAAUUCAAACCAUCCAGCCUCAGCCGCUUUCCAACUCAGCUUUUUGAUGAGACUGGACAAGAAAUUAAAAACCCACUUUUACUGCAGAAUGAGCAAAAAAUUUGGGUUUCUUAUGGUGAAGAUUACAGGUCUCCCUUAAAUCCUGUUCUGAGUCUGACCUUUGACAGAGUGACUGCAGCUGAAAAGAAUGGCAUCACAGUUAUUUAUAAAACACUUCUGGAUCCCACUGUUGAUUUGCUGCCUGGAAGUGACAAGUACAUUAACUCCUGCUUUAUUUGAGUUUUCUGAUCCACUAAGCCUAAGAUUGGGGAA